UAUGCCGAAAUAGCUUACCUGUCAAACAAUGGCACGCUUAAAAUCUGAUGUGUGAAAUAAUACAGUUUCAUUUAAAACUGACGGAAUUUUCAACUGACUUUAUGUUAGCGCAGUGUAAACCUCUGGAUUCUGAAGUCGGAUACAAUUAAAACUAGUUUCAAAUAAGUCUGAGCCAAGUUCCAAAUUUAUCAAGUUCAUAAAUUCGACGUUACAUACGUUUAUACAUAUGGAACCAAUGACGCUCGGAAGUCCGAGUGGAAGUCCAUUGCCUUCUACCAGUGGUUAUCUUCCAUCUUUCCUCAUGGGAGAUACCCCGGCGACGCCUCGAGCGAAUACGUUAUCUCCGACCAAAGGAAGAAGUUCGCUUGCCUUCACACAAUCUCCAACGGGAGGUGUUCACACGCCGAUCGCUUCCGAUUACGGGAACAGGACUGCUGGACUUCCACAGACGUUUUCACUUGCAGCUAAUCUCAACCAGUCAGGUAUAAACCACAACACAAGCGUAUCAGGACCACCAACGCAGGGGUUAUUUGAUUCAUUUCGGAAUGAGAAACAGUCGUUUCAAACUCCAACUAAAAAUACCCAAAAUCAACAUCAAAAUUUAGCUGGGCCCGGACCCAGCGCUCCGACAUCACCCGGAUACAGUGAUUCAUAUCUGAAUAAGAGCGGUUUCAAUAUAUCGAAAGUUAUGUCACCAAUCCCAAUUGUGAGAGAUCAGGAUUUCACGCGUAAUGCUUCGUUUGUAUCGCCGCUGUCGCAAUCAUACGUGAAUCUGUCCCAAGCACACAUGUGUAACGAUUAUUGGAUCACCGUUUACGGAUUCCCACAGACUGCUUCCUCCAUGGUCCUGUCCCAUUUUUCACAAUGUGGUUCAAUUAUCGAUAAGUCAUUUGCCACACAAAAUGGAAAUUGGGUCCAUUUGCGAUUUACGUCUCGGCUAGAAUGUGAUAAAGCACUCAACUAUAAUGGGAAAAUUAUUGGACAAAAUUUGAUGAUCGGAGUACAAUACUGCAAUGAUCCUGCGAUAAUAGGGAAAGAAAACAGCGAUGAACGAAAAGAAUAUUCUCUCAGUAGGGUGCGCUCGUUAACACAUAUAGCGUACAAGAAUGCCCAACAUCCGACGGUGGUCGUUCCAAGUCCUAUGGCACCAAAACGAAGUUCCGGAAUAGUUGACAAAGCAAUGGAUCUUUUUUUCGGAUGGUAGCAUUGAUGCUCACUUUUGUUUUCCGUUUAGACAAAUCAAUAAAUGAUUGCCAAAAGUAUAAUGAUAAAUCAAGCGUUGAAAGUUGAGAAUUUCUUUUAUAACAAAUAAAAAACUGUCUUGCAUGUUCAAACUAAA
Molecule: messenger RNA, 1339 nt
Organism: Toxorhynchites rutilus septentrionalis
Lineage: Eukaryota; Metazoa; Arthropoda; Insecta; Diptera; Culicidae
Gene: Nup35
Product: nucleoporin Nup35
Exons: 2
Coding region: 227-1204 (325 amino acids)
Biological process (GO): regulation of DNA-templated transcription; nuclear pore organization; NLS-bearing protein import into nucleus
Cellular component (GO): nuclear pore central transport channel; nuclear pore nuclear basket; nuclear membrane
Molecular function (GO): single-stranded DNA binding; structural constituent of nuclear pore; phospholipid binding
Source: RefSeq, a predicted model, not a curated record